Messenger RNA from Pollicipes pollicipes, 2006 nucleotides. RefSeq names its product X-ray repair cross-complementing protein 5 Ku80 (gene Ku80). Gene Ontology annotation, cellular component: Ku70:Ku80 complex; nucleus. Bases 240 to 2006 code for a protein of 588 amino acids. The transcript has 5 exons. The record is from RefSeq and is a predicted model, not a curated record. Gene Ontology annotation, biological process: double-strand break repair via nonhomologous end joining; DNA recombination; telomere maintenance. NCBI's taxonomy places the organism in Eukaryota, Metazoa, Arthropoda, Thecostraca, Pollicipedomorpha, Pollicipedidae. Gene Ontology annotation, molecular function: telomeric repeat DNA binding; double-stranded DNA binding; damaged DNA binding.
AGCUCUGACUUGCGAGAUUGGCGGCGCGUGUCCACGGCGAGGGAGGAGGCCGGUGAACUUUCGGGAUUCUUGGUGAACGGAAAACUUGGCCUGGGCACGUAGUCUUGGGCGAGGCCCUGAAUCAUCCCGUUGGAAGUGACGGUGGUGUCGCUGGGGCCGAAGACGGAGCAUGUGCAUGUGGAGCACAAUGUAUCGGGGACGAUUCUGAACGUAAAGGUGUGCGGUCCAUCCAGCCAGCGAUGGAGGCUCUGGUGCUGGUGGUGGACGUCGGCGCGUCGACCGGCGUGCAGCCGCCGGACGGCCGGCCCUCCUUCCUGGAGACGGCGCUGCGCUGCUGUGACCGCGUUGUGCAGCGCAAGCUCUUCUCCGCCCCGAAAGACCACGUGGCGCUGGUGUUGAUCGGCUCGGACGCCACGGACAAUGCGCUGGCUGACGGCGAUCAGUACCAGCACGUGAGCCUGGCGCGCCGGCUGGCGCCUGCUGACUGGCAGCUGGUACACCUGCUGCAGGACGAGCUGCACGCAUCGGCCGCGCAGGGCGACUGGCUGGACGGCCUGGUGGUGGCGCUGGACCACCUGGAGGCGUCCGGGCGCGUGCACAAGUACGCCGAGCGACGGCUGGUGCUUCUGACCGACUUUGCUGGUCCGCUGUGUGCCGACCAACUGGACGCGAUCGCGGCCGGCCUGCGCCGCCUGGAAGUCGACCUGACCGUCAUCGGAGUCGAGCUUUCAGACGCGGCCCCUGUCGACGCGGCCGGCGGCGGCGGCGACGAGCCACGCGCUGGGCCGUCCCGGCCGCCCGGCUCGCUCCGGCACGACGGCAAGCCCAAGACGCAGCGUCAGCUGGACGGAGAGGCGGUGGCGGCGCGGCUCAUCGACAGCCUCGACUGCGACUUCCACGCCUUCGAGCAGGCGCUGCCACAGCUGCUCUUCUUUCGGAAGCGGGCGACGCGCGCGGCGCCCUGGAACGCGCCACUGCAGAUCGGAGACAACCUCACCAUUCCCAUCACUGGCUACAGCCAGGUGCGCAAGGCAACGCCGCCGUCCUGGAAGAAGCUGACGGUGGACGAGCAGCCAGAGGCUGUGCGCCAGCGUAAGCUGUACGAGCUGCAGGACGACGAGCGCACCGUCGUCCCUGUAGAGGACACGCUGCGCGCCUUCAGCUACGGCACGACGCUGGUGCCGUUCUCGGCGGAUGACGAGAAGAGGCUCAAGUACAGCAGCGGCGCGCCCUGCUCGCUGCAGGUGCUCGGCUUCACGGCCGCUGCCAACGUACACCCGUACCAGUUUCUGGGCACCCAGACGGUCCAGAUCGUGGCACGCCGCGACGACGCGGCGGCUGAGACGGCGCUCUCGGCGCUCAUUCACGCCCUUCUGGAGACAGACAUGGUGGCCAUCACGCGGCGCACCUACCGCGCCGGCCUGAUGCCGCUGCUGGGCGCUCUGCUGCCGCUCAUCCACCACUCCUUCGAGUGCCUCGUUUUCGUGCAACUUCCGUUCUGCGAGGACGUGCGCGGCCCGCUGUUCGAGCCGCUGCCGGAGACGUUCGGCGACGGUCAGCUGGCAGCUGUCGACCAGCUGCUCGACGCCAUGGACCUGACGGCGCCGGCGGCGCGGCCUGUCGCCGAGCGGCUCGCGCCCGGCGCCUUGAUCGGCACCGUCAGCCCGGUCGACGACUUCGUGACGCUGCUGGGCCGCGACGACGUACAGUUCGACGAGCUGUGCGCGCAGAUGCAGCGCGUGAUCGCGAGCUUGGUGCGCGAGGUGAUGCUUCGGCCAAUGCUGCUGGACAAGACGCUGUCUGCUAUCGUCUGCCUGCGUCAGCACUGCUGCCGUAUCGCGCCGCUCGCCUACAACACGUGGCGACUCGGGCCGAUCACGGUGAGCGAGAGCGUCCACCCGGCCGGCACCGAUGAAGAGGCCGAGCAGUUCUACCGCAGCGUUCAGGCGGAACAGGCUGCGCCGGCCGACGUCGACAUGGCGGAGGAUCUACUGGAUGACCUGUGA